UACACUGCCAUGCUAGCAAAUUUCUGUAAGAAAUGUAGUUAAGCAAACAAAGUUGGCAGUAUUGUUAAUUUAUUUUUCACUGUAAGGCACACAGACAAGCAUGGAUUUCUCUGAAGUUGUAGCUGGUACUUCAACAACAGGCUCUCUUCACACCACACAUUUUGUGACCUCCACACCAGUGAAGCGCCAACAUUUGUCUGCUAUACCAGAAGAACAUAUCACACCUAUAAAGAGACCUUGUUUGGAUGAGACCACAGACGCUGACGACACUUUAGAAGGCAGUAGUUCAAUGAACAUCCCAAGCCCACAAGAUAAAACAUAUGACCCUCUGGCAUCAAUAAGUGCUUUGACGGACAUCACUGAACACACAAAGGACACAUCAGUUCCAGCAUACAGUAUGAAUACCUAUAUAGUAUAUGAGAAAUGCCUUUUGGAACUGUUUGAGAAAUGCCCUGUGUGUCAACGAGCAACAAGGGUGCAGACCAGAAGAAUUGGCACUUUUCUGACUGUCGAGCAGCGAUGUCUCCACUGUGAUUAUCUUAGAAAAUGGAAUAGUCAGCCAUUACAUGGAGGUACUCCAGUGGGGAAUCUUCAACUUUCUGUUGCUGUUUAUUCAAACGGUGGAUCAUUCUUCAAAUUGGAAAAAAUUUUCCAGGCAAUGAAACUUCAAAUGUUCCACCACUUCACAUUCCGACGGCAUGCAAGACUGUAUAUUGAGCCAGCUAUUGUACAUGCGUGGAAGUCAGCACAGGAUGGCAUGAUGGAGGAGCUAAAUCAACAACCUGCCAUACUUGGUGGUGACAUGAGGGCUGACUCUCCAGGUCACUCUGCGAAGUAUGGCAGUUAUACCAUGAUGGAUCUGAGGAGCCAGAGGAUAGUGGAUUUGCAACUCGUUCAGAGCAAUGAAGUUGGUGGAAGUUACUACAUGGAGCUUGAGGGUCUGAAACGCAGUCUAGGUGUCUUAAAUGAACACAAUAUAUCUUUGGACUGUGUUGUUACUGACCGCCAUCCUCAAGUCCAGAAGUACCUGAGACAAGUGGCCAAGAUCACCCACUACUACGAUGUGUGGCAUAUCCAAAAAGGGUUAUCCAAAAAGAUGACAAAGAUUGCACAAAACAAAGACUGCGCUGAACUGAGCAGGUGGCUUCGCAGCCUGAAGAAUCACAUUUACUGGACUGCUGCUUCAUCUUCAACUCCACAGGAAAGAGUGGCUAAGUGGACCUCCAUCUUAAACCAUGUGCAGAACAUUCACUCGCAUGAUGAUCCAGUUUUCCCUCGGUGUUUACAUCCACAACGCACGUCGAGAGAUAAAAGCAAAUGGUUAAAACCAGCAACACCAGCAUUCUGCAGACUGGAGAACCUGUGGACCACAAAGAGGAUUCUGAAGGAUGUAGAAAAGCUAAGCCCUCACUUGCAGACAUCAGCCAUAGAAGCCUUCCACAGUGUGAUUUUGCAGUUUGCACCAAAACACUCACACUACCCUUUCCUGGGAAUGCUGUGCAGGCUUUUUCUGGCAGCGCUGCACUUCAACGAAAAUGGCCAGCGUCUGACUGCUACUACCUCGUCUGGCCAGCAUAUGUUCAGGCUGUGUUUUCCAAAGUUCAAGAAGGGAGAAGCAACAGCAAGGCCAAUCAAAACAGCUCCAACAUUUAAAUACGUGGAUGACAUCAUGCAGCUGGUCUUUGAACAAGUUUUCCCUGACCCAACUCCAUUUGUCGAUGAGGUAGCAAAGAUUAACAUCCCACCAACCCUCUCAUCUGAGUACACCAGACCAGAGAAGACAACAGUUGUCUCGGCCUAUGUUUCCCGCUUCAACCCAGCACCGGUUUGAAGCCAACAUAACGCCCCUCAUCAUCUGGAAACUCCUGCCGUAUCCUGAGCACAACACAAGACGGCAGGACGACACGAACAUUGCGGCCCAGAUAUCCCCAGCACCAGGAAACAAAGCAUCUGUAUGAACAGUACCUGUAACGACUGUAACAGAAAGAGAAGACAUUAACAAAUGUCCAUUAACACUACUAUAGUGUUUUUUUUUUUUUUUUGCUUUGGAUUUACGUAUUUGCUGUGAGAUUUUUUUAAAUAAUAUUUGUAUAUGAAGAACCAAUAAAAACUUUUUUCUUACUGUACAAUUCCUCUUAGACGUAAGGGUCCAAACUGGGCCUUGUAAACAUUUAUUGCAUUCUGCAGUGAAUACACAUUGAGGCAGACAGGCUCUAACCCUGGAUGAUCCACCAUGCAUGUCAUUGUGCUUGAUACUUCAUCCAUUCUGGCUUUAACCUAAUAAGUUAUAUUUUAUUUAGAAUGAAAGUAAAAUAGAUUUAGGUUUUAUUGUAAAACACACUGACCUUAGGAAUUUCUUUACAGCAUAGAUUUUCUAUCUCAGUGGGCAUUGUAGAGCAGUUCCCACAUGUACACCUAAAACCACAUUAAAUAAAAGUCUAAUGAAGGAAUGGUUAGAGAAGUGCUACAGAAAGCGCCCAAGAGGAUUUUCUUCACAGUGGUUUCAGUGCGCAGGAGGACGAUGAAUAAACGAAUAAAUAGUAAUUAAGUGCUAGUGAUAUACCAUUGGUUUACAUGCAUUUGUAGCCGUGGUUGGUCAGAAUCAUUCUCUUCAUUGUCUUGUUGCUCAGGGUCGGACUCUGGCUCAAACAUGUACGGCUGGAUAGACAAAUCUCCCGACAUGUCAAAAAAAUGCUGUCACAAAGGUUCAGAUAUGCUAAAUAGCGUUUUCUCUAAAAAAAACUACUAAAAUGUACGACUGGAGUCACCCCCUCCGCUCCUGCUCAGAAGAAGGGGCGGAGUUUCAGUGCUUCUUCCAGAUUUAAAGAGACAGUACCUAGAACGGCUCAUGCUGACCGUGUGCUCAGAAUAGGGGUAAAGGAGGGGUCUUUAGAUCAACAUUAAUGAGGAAAUCUGACCAAAGAAAGGCUGUUUCACUAUUUUUAGACACCAACUGAAUGAUUUAGCUGCAAAAAAGGAAUAAUUUAAAUGCAUGUUAUGU
Messenger RNA from Nothobranchius furzeri (turquoise killifish), 3001 nucleotides. NCBI's taxonomy places the organism in Eukaryota, Metazoa, Chordata, Actinopteri, Cyprinodontiformes, Nothobranchiidae. The record is from RefSeq and is a predicted model, not a curated record.